This is a messenger RNA of Mauremys reevesii (Reeves's turtle), 1503 nucleotides long. It is a transcript of the gene C3H6orf58, whose product is annotated as chromosome 3 C6orf58 homolog. NCBI's taxonomy places the organism in Eukaryota, Metazoa, Chordata, Testudines, Geoemydidae. The coding region runs from base 16 to 1176 and encodes 386 amino acids. The transcript is spliced from 6 exons. The record is from RefSeq and is a predicted model, not a curated record.
CCCCUGCCUUCCCUGAUGAAAGCUCAUCCCUACUCUGGAAGCCCCAGAUACGUGUAUAAGAUGGUCCUACCUGACAUGCGUGUGUUCCUGGGGCAGCACUCUCUUCUCCUUGUGCUACUGACCGCCAUUGCUCUCAGUCCAGCAACUGUAGUAGCACUAACCCAAGAGGAUGUCUGCAAAAAGGAUGUCUAUCCUCCUCUGUGGCAUCAGGCUCCAGGAAGCAUAGAGGAUUUCCCAAUACAUGGCAACAAAAUCGUCAUCAGUGCCUGGAACUACCUAGAGAGACUGGGAGUGUAUAAGAUCUUGCUCAACUAUUCAGCUAAAUAUUUCACCACAUCUGGAUCAAAUAACAUUAGCAAUAUCCUAUGGGGCUUGCCUCUUCAGCUUGGCUGGCAAUAUCAUACAGGCAGGCUAGCAGAUCCUUCCAAUGUUACCACCUGCGGCCAUGGUGCUGGACAGCAUCUGUGCAUCUCUGUACGAAGCUGGUGGGCCUCUGUGAAUUACUAUCUGGGUAUUAUACCAUUUCUGGGUGCCAUGGAAGCUGGUUUCUUUGGACAGUUGCAACAUGAGAUAAAAAUAUUACCACCAGAAGAGCUAAGAGCAGCCUUCUGCUACAGCACUGCCGAUUGCCGUUCCCACAUUCCAAAAGUCAUGGAUGCAUGGAAGGCUUAUUUUGAGUAUCUAUUAUCCACUGAACAGAAAUCUGAAAGGCUCAGAGCAUCUUUCUUCUCAAUAGAAAAAAAUGAAGCAUUGCAUUACUUAUGGAAAGCGCAUGUAGCAUCCAUUGCUUAUGCAGUUCCAAAGUUCAGAAACAGAUUAAAAUAUAUGUCUGGCCCUGAAGCAAGUUUUGGGGAGAACUGGGCUGAUGCUGUGGAUUUCAUUGCGGCUACACAUUUUUCUGCAGAUCUACAGAAAACAAACUAUUUCCAGGCUUUCUUACCACCGCGGAUGCUUUCUGAAUAUGAUCAAGCCCCAUUCAUUAGUGACUUCAGUCCAGAGCAGAACAAAGUCUUGCUUUCACUUUGUGUUCUUCACAAAACAAAUGAAUUGACAGGUGGAGCCUUGCUGCUGCUAUGGAGAACGGUUAUGUCUACUGAAGCAGGAAGGGCAGUGAUACGGAGUCUCAUUCAAAACUUGAUUACAGGCCCUGGAGUUUGCUCCAGUAAGAAUAAAUAAUGAUUUGAGCUGAGCUAUUUUGACAGCACUUCAUGUCUUAAAAACAGUUCCAACAUGAACCUGAUUGAUUCAACUAUUUAACCCACAGUAUAUCGGGUGACCUGAUCACGUUAACUCCUUGAAGCAGGAUUUCCUACGUAGCCAUGUUAAUGCCUCUCUCUCCUAUUGAAUCAAUAUCAUUAUGCCUAAUUUUCUUAAUUAGUCCUUAUUUGGCUCAUUUGCAUGUAAUUAAAAUGGCUCGCUAAAAUUAUAAAUGAGAACUCAGUCAAUUUGCCUUAUAAACACAUGUAUAAUUAAUGAAAAAUUAAAUAAAACCCAGUUACAGUC